Molecule: messenger RNA, 2753 nt
Organism: Batrachochytrium dendrobatidis JAM81
Lineage: Eukaryota; Fungi; Chytridiomycota; Chytridiomycetes; Rhizophydiales
Exons: 9
Coding region: 1-2721 (906 amino acids)
Biological process (GO): protein import into nucleus
Cellular component (GO): cytoplasm; nucleus
Molecular function (GO): nuclear import signal receptor activity; protein binding
Source: RefSeq, a predicted model, not a curated record
AUGAAUCCAGUCAUUCCCUCCAACAGUGCUGUGGGUCCUCCUGCUGUGGUCUUUACUCCUGCCAUGGCGGAUGCUUCGGGUGGGUGGCAGCCUCGCUCAGAAGAUCUGGCUAGUCUUGUGUUGCUGUUUGUGCGCUCUUCUCAAGGAGAUUCUCAAGUUCAAGCUCAGUUGAUGCAGCAACUUCAUUCCUAUGCAAGCAUUGCUGAUUUCCCAAACUAUUUAGCUGUCAUUUUUGCUCUUACAACUGAAGCCCCUGGUGUGCGAACUGUUGCUGGACUGACUUUAAAGAAUACCCUUAGAGAUUCUCGAGGUUCACUUCAUCCCCAGGUACUAGAGUUUGUCAAGGCUACAACUCUACAUGCUCUUGGUGAUGCCGAGCCAAUUAUUCGUGCCACGAGCGGUACAGUAAUUACUACUCUCAACAAAAUUGACUCUCGUAUUUGGCCCGAUGUAGUUCCAAAACUUCUUGAAUUGAUUGAUAUGCGUGUUCCUGCGUUGGAAGAGGGCGCUUUUCUAGCUCUUCGCAAAAUCUGCGAAGAUUCUUGCAACGAACUCGACGAAGGCGAUCCACAAAUACUGAGCUAUAUGAUUCAAAAACUACUUCAUCACAUGCACAAUCAAAACAUUAAAGUUAGAACUGCGGCUGUAGAGUCACUCAAUCAGUUUAUUCUUAACCGAUCCGAUCCCCUCAUGACCAACAUCAACGCUUUUGUUGCAAGCCUCUACCAGCUCACCACAGAUGUUGACAAGGGCAUGCGUCGUGCCAUAUGUCAAGCUCUUGUUUUGAUCUUUGAAGUUACCCCAGAAACUGUCAUUCCAGAACUCAACAAUGUGGUUAGUUUUAUGCUUUUCUGUACUCAAGAUGAGGAGGAAAAGGUGGCAUUGGAAGCAAGUGAGUUUUGGCUGGCAUUUGCCGAGCAGGAGAAUUACCGUGACCAUCUAGAGCCAUUUUUACCUCAAAUUAUUCCUGUUCUUGUAAAAGGCAUGAUAUACACAAACGAAGAAGUCAUGAUGUUGGGUGGAGAUGAAGAUGAUGCAAGUGUCCCCGAUAAUAUUCAAGAUAUUAAACCUCACCACCACAAAUCACGUAACCAUGCAAAUACUCCUGGCUCUGGACAACCCAAAAAAGAUGACGACGAUGAUGACGACGAUUACGAUGAUGAUGAUGAUGACGAUGUUGACAAUGAGUGGAAUGUGCGGAAAUGCUCUGCUGCUGCUGUAGAUGUUUUGGCCACCGUGUUUAAAGAGCAUCUGCUGGAGGUCUUGCUACCACAUCUUACCCAGCAGUUGUCUAGUUCUGAUUGGCUUCAUCGCGAAGCUGGAAUUCUUGCACUUGGUGCCAUUGCCGAAGUGAGAUCAAUAACGUGUUGGACUUUGGGACGCUACGCCAGCUGGGUUGUUCACGGUGAUCCUACGCGACAAGACAACACACACGAACAACGUCUUCAAUAUCUUAAAAUUUACUUUGAACCCAUGCUACAAGGACUGCUUGUCAUGACUCUUGACAACAACAAAAGAGUUCAAGAGACUGGCUGUAGCGCACUGGCUGUACUUGAAGAAAUCGCUGGUGAUCUUUUAAUUCCUUACCUUGGCCCUAUUUUGCAAACACUGGGAAAUGCUUUUGUCAAGUACCAGCAUAAAAAUUUGUUGAUUCUAUACGAUGCUCUUGGCACUUUGGCAGAUGCAGUUGGACCUGGAUUAGACAACCCACAAGUGGUUGAUCUGUUUAUGCCUCGUCUUAUAGAAAAGUGGGAGAUGCUGCCAGACGAUGACAGUGGCAUUUUCCCACUGUUUGAAUGUAUUUCCUCUGUAGCAGUAGCCAUGGGUGCUGGAUUUGUUCCUUAUGCUCCUGCAGUCUGGUCACGUUGCUUGCGCAUCAUCAGUACAUCCUUGCAUCAAUUUCAAAUUUUCCAGCAAAAUCCAGAACAGGUUCCAGAACCUGACAAGGACUUUAUUGUGGUAUCCCAAGAUCUUUUGAGCGGAAUCACUCAAGGUCUCUGUGGAAAUGUGGCUCCUUUGAUUUCAUCUGGAGAGCCUUCUAUUUUAAAUAUACUUACCGUUUGUCUAAAGCAUCCGUAUAGCGAAGUGCGUCAAAGUGCAUGCGCUUUACUUGGAGAUUUUGCCAUCAACGCAUUCCCACAAAUCAAACCAUGUGUCAAUGAGUACAUGCAACACUGCGUUCCUUUGAUCCAACCUAGCGUCCAUGAAGAAGUAUCUAUAGCUAUCAGCAAUAACGCUACGUGGGCAGCUGGUGAAAUUGCAUUAAAAAUGGAGGGUGAGAUGCAAAUGUGGGUUCAGCCAUUGCUUGAACGACUUAUUCCAAUCCUUCAUUCUCGAUGCAAGCAGACUCUCAAGGAAAAUGCAGCCAUCACCAUUGGUCGCCUAAGUAUUGCCAAUGCAGCUAUUAUUGCACCUUUAGUUGAUCAGUUUGCAAGAGACUGGUGCGAAACGCUUGGUCGCAUUCGAGAUAAUCUUGAAAAAGAAAGUGCGUUUCAAGGUUUUUGUCAGCUUAUUGUAGCGAAUCCUAAUGGUUUGGUACGCGACCUGGCCUAUUUUUGUGAUGCAGUUGUUCAAUGGGGUAGAAUAUCACCCGAACUGAAUGAAACAUUUCGACGUGUGUUGACCAUGUAUGCUACCGGGAUGGGAGAUCAAUGGCCUGCUACUGUCCAAGGGUUUCCUAUUUCUAUUCGUCAGCGUCUGAAAGAACGAUAUGAUCUUUGAAUUUAUUUUUGUCGAAUGAAAAUCGCAUUGUG